GACUGAGAGUGGUGCGCAUGCGCCGGAGCGAAGGUGAGAGGUCGUCAAGAUGGCGGCGGCCUCCUCAGGGGAUGAAGCGGCCGCGCCGGACAACGAGGACUAUUACUCGCUCCUGAACGUCCGGAGGGAGGCCUCUCAGGAAGAGCUGAAGGCUGCUUACCGCCGGCUGUGUAUGCUGUACCAUCCGGACAAGCACCGGGACCCGGAGCUCAAGCGGCAAGCCGAGCAGCUCUUCAACCUUCUCCAUCAGGCUUAUGAAGUGCUCAGCGACCCACAGACCCGCGCCAUCUAUGACAUUUAUGGGAAGAGAGGCCUUGAAAUGGAAGGAUGGGAGGUGGUGGAGAGGCGGAGGACGCCGGCCGAGAUCCGGGAGGAGUUUGAGCGCCUGCAGAGAGAGCGGGAGGAGAGGCGGCUGCAGCAGCGGACCAACCCCAAGGGGACGAUCAGCGUCGGGAUCGAUGCCACCGACCUCUUUGACCGCUAUGACGAGGAGUACGAGGAUGUCCCCGGGAGCAGCUUCCCCCACGUCGAAAUCAACAAGAUGCACAUCUCCCAGUCCAUUGAGGCCCCGCUGACGGCCACAGACACGGCCAUCCUGUCCGGGAACCUCUCCACGCAGAAUGGGAACGGAGGUGGAUCUGUCAACCUGGCGCUCAGGAGGGUGACCUCCGCCAAAGGCUGGGGAGAGCUAGAGUUGGGGGCUGGAGACCUCCAGGGGCCUUUGCUCGGCAUGAAGGUGUUCCGGAAUCUCACGCAAAGAUGCUUUGUGACGACGCAUGGGGCUCUGCAGUUCUCCUCCCGGGGGGUCCGCCCUGGCUUGACCACCGUCCUGGCGAGGAACCUGGACAAGAACACCAUGGGCUACCUGCAGUGGCGCUGGGGCCUCCAGUCCGCCAUGAACACCAGCCUUGUCCGGGACACCAAGACCAGUCACUUCACCCUCGCCUUCCAGCUGGGCAUCCCCCACUCCUUUAUGAUGGUCAGUUACCAGCACAAGUUCCAGGACGAGGACCAGACGCGGGUCAAAGGGUCCCUCAAGGCUGGCUUCUUUGGGACCAUUGUGGAAUACGGGGCAGAGCGGAAGAUCUCCCGGCACAGCGUUCUGGGGGCCACCGUCAGCGUCGGGGUACCCCAAGGAGUCUCCCUCAAGAUCAAGCUGAACCGAGCCAGCCAGACCUAUUUCUUCCCCAUCCACCUGACGGACCAGCUCCUGCCGAGUGCCGUCUUCUACGCCACGGCCGGGCCCUUGGUGAUCUACUUCGCCAUGCACCGCCUCAUCAUUCGGCCCUACCUCCGGGCUCAGAAGGAAAAGGAGCUGGAGAAGCAUCGCGAGAGCAGCGCCAGCGAAACACUGCAGAAGAAGCAGGAGGCCGAAGCCGCAGUGCGGUUGAUGCAGGAGUCGGUCCGGAGGAUCAUUGAGGCCGAAGAGGCCAGGAUGGGCCUGAUCGUGGUCAACGCCUGGUACGGGAAGUUCGUCAAUGACCAGAGCCGGAGGAACGAAAAGGUGAAGGUCAUUGACGUGACGGUGCCUCUGCAGUGCCUGGUCAAGGACUCCAAGCUCAUCCUGACGGAAGCCUCCAAGGCCGGUCUCCCAGGGUUCUACGAUCCUUGCGUUGGGGAAGAGAAGAGUCUCAAGGUGCUCUACCAGUUCCGGGGCGUCUUGCACCAGGUCAUGGCUUCCGACAGCGAGGCCCUCCGGAUACCAAAGCAAUCGCACCGCAUCGACACAGACAGCUAAUCGGGGAGGAGCGGUUCAGCGGGUUUGGGGCGACGCCGUGCCACCUUUGGGGGAUCAUGAACCUAUGGGGACGGCGCCUCUCUUUCCCCCCUUUCCCUGGAUCUGACGACAUCUUUGCGGCGAUUGUGUCAUGGGACAAAUCCGAGAGUGAGAACCGUGAACAAGGCCGGCAUCCGGGUCCGAGAUCGGGAAGGCCCGUCCCCUUCUUGAAAGGAAUUGGGGGCUCGUGAAGGACCUUUACCUCCGCCCCGAAUCCAGGGAAACCAUCACAUUAGUGGGUGGGAGAGGCCUCCACUCAGGCGGGACGUCCUUAGAUCCGCAAGAAACUCAUCAAGACGGAAGGAGCUGAGAGUGGGAUAGAAAGGGUGCCAAAUUGGGAUCGAAGCUAGUGCUGUAUCUCCCUCUUGGAAGAGGAAACACGUUCUGGGUUUGCUUUCGGAGUGCCUUCCUUCACUGUAUGCAACGGGGAGGGGUCCACAAUAAAUGGGUCGCCGGCCACCAAAUUCUCCCAACACACUCGCAACAUUGGGCCCCACUUCCCUUCUGUCCUCUCUUGUAUCUAUAUGACUAUCCGGGUACUGCCAUUGUCCUGGGUGGAAACGGAUCAGGGAUUUCAAGGCUUCCUGUCCAUUGUUUUUCCCCUUUCUCCCGAAAAUCAGGUGCUCCACUCAUCCUUUUUUUUGGCCUUGACCCAUCCUAUUCCUCGGGUUAUCCAUUCCUAAAUAACCCAUUACUUUUCCACCCCCAAAGCUUCCUUUCAUGUGGAUGGAAUUAAAAUAAUAAUAUCUGA
Messenger RNA from Anolis sagrei ordinatus, 2528 nucleotides. RefSeq names its product DnaJ heat shock protein family (Hsp40) member C11 (gene DNAJC11). Gene Ontology annotation, biological process: cristae formation. Lineage: Eukaryota; Metazoa; Chordata; Lepidosauria; Squamata; Anolidae. The record is from RefSeq and is a predicted model, not a curated record.